This is a messenger RNA of Maylandia zebra (zebra mbuna), 1701 nucleotides long. The record is from RefSeq and is a predicted model, not a curated record. NCBI's taxonomy places the organism in Eukaryota, Metazoa, Chordata, Actinopteri, Cichliformes, Cichlidae.
AUGGGAGAGCCGUCGUCACGACGCUGUGACGUAAUAGGUCUCAAAAUGCGUGUGGUCGCUGGAUUGGGACUCAGCCUUACACGCCUCUAUGCAGCUUCUCUCCUCCUGCUACCCCCCCAAAACCCCAUCUCCAUUGAGACUGUGGUUAUUUCCAUGGUGACCAACCUCAUGGCUACCGCUACAGAGACCAUAGUGCAAACCACAGGAAACCUGUCAGACCAUAAAGAAAGAGGAAGUGAAUUUGGUCGUACCCAUCAGGAACUAAACCCGUCUGUGCUGAGUGCUGCUGAGAGUAACUCUGUUCUCCAUGGAAUCAUAGUGGCAGCUCAGGCACUGAUACUGCUGUCUGUAUUCCUUCUCUCCUGUCUUGGUAACUCAGCAGUUGUCGUCGUUAUCAUCAAGCACAGGCAACUUCGAACAGUGACUAAUGCUUUUAUCAUGUCGCUGUCGCUAUCGGACUUCCUCACGGCUGUCUUGUGUCUGCCAUUCUCUUUUGUUAUGCUUUUCAGUAAGGAUGGAGUCUGGAUGUUUGGGGAUCGUUUCUGUGUUGCCAAUGGGUGUUUGAACACCUGCUUUGGUAUUAUCGCCACCCUGACAAUGACUUUGAUAUCCUUUGAUAGGUACUAUUCCAUUGUCAGACAACCACAGGCUAAAAUAGGCAGACAGAAAGCAGCCCAGUUAUUGAUUGCAGUGUGGAUAACUGCUGUCAUUUUCUCUCUGCCUUGGUAUCUGGUAAUCCGAACACCUAAAGAAAUCCACAAGCGGUUUUACCACUGCAUGUAUGUGUUCCACUCUGGCACCUCACUCAUGGGAACAGCUUAUAGCAUCUGUCUGAUCAUUGUAUGUUAUUUAUUGCCUUUUUGCCUGAUGUGUUUUUGCCAUUACAACAUUUGUAAGACUGUUCGGCUCUCAGAAAUACGAGUCAGGCCUGUGACCACAUAUGCAUACUUACUUCGAUUUUACAGUGAAAUGCGAACAGCCACCACAGUUCUGAUAAUGAUUGUUUUCGUUAUUUUUUGCCGGGGGCCAUAUUGUCUAAUGGGGCUAGUUACUGCUAUAGGGGACUACACAUUUAAUCCUGCAAUGGACACAGUGGCCAUUUGGCUAGCUUGGGCAAAUGGAGCCAUUAACCCUCUGAUCUAUGCUCUGAGGAACCCAAAUAUAGCCAUGUUACUGGGACGCAGUAGAGAGGAGGGCUAUCGGACCAGAAAUAUUGCUGCAUACCUCUCCAGCCAAACUCAGAACCACGAGGCCCGGUUUAACAAUGCAGAGAGGAUAAAAGAUCGCUACCUGAGUCGCGCAGGGCUUAACAGCCAGCUGUUGACUUCGAGUCCUGGAAAAACAGGAGGGGGAGGAGAAGUGUCAAUGUGGGCUUGUAAAAACCCUGCUGUGUACUUCUGUAAGGACACUCAGCAAAAUACUGCAUCACUGCCAAACUCAGUUGGCGCUCAAAAGACAAAGAGACCUGACACGAGCCUUUGAGAUUGUAGAGUUUGCAUUAUCUAAGAGUUGGUUUCAUCAUAAGUGUUAUUGCUAUGAAUCAAGAUUUGUUUUAAAGACUUGAUACUGUGUAUGACCCCUGAGACCAAAACUCUUAUGUUUAUGAUUAACAUUGUGCUCCAGGUAUGAACAACACAAAGAAUAAUUUGAGUUGUUCAUACUAAAAUGAUCAUAUUUACACUGUGCAAGUAUCAUCUUGGA